This is a messenger RNA of Atta colombica, 2539 nucleotides long. RefSeq lists its product as uncharacterized. Bases 446 to 1819 code for a protein of 457 amino acids. The transcript has 3 exons. Lineage: Eukaryota; Metazoa; Arthropoda; Insecta; Hymenoptera; Formicidae. The record is from RefSeq and is a predicted model, not a curated record.
CGUCGAUGAUAGUCGAUGAUGGAACAUACCCUAGAUAUACCUUAUAAUUCUCACGUACUCCUUUUUUUGAGAUUUGUAGUUUGUAUUAUAUUUCAAUUGAUAGAGUGAUAUAGAGUUUGAAGUUAAUCGAUAAUCACAGAAACAGGAAUUCAAAAUUUUCAAACUGUCGACGAUGCAGCGUACAGUGACAAUUUCUGUUCGAGCACAGUCAAUAUGAAUAAAAUCAUUUAUUCAAAAACAGUGAAUACUCUUUCAAUUUCUGCUCUUUUAAAACAGUUCAAGGAGAAUCAUAUCAUUAUGCGUGAUCAUGUAUAGCACAUAUGACAGUAGAAUGGAUAUCGCUUAAGAGAAUGCGGAUAAUCGCAGACAAAUUUAUGAGACUGCAAAGUGUAAUUGUGGUAUAUGCUUUAUUUGCAAAAAGGUGACCGUCUAUUAUACUAGAAUUAUGGAGAUAAUGAAUACCGAAAACACUGGUGAGUUGCAUGCAUCACUAUCUAUAAAGCACCGUGACAGUCUCCUGUCAAGCUCAUGCAACUGGCAGAUCAGCAAUAAUAAACAAUUUGUUGAUGCUGUCACCAUUGCGCCAAUACAGUACUCAUCUGCAAGAAUAAACUGCGAAGACGUAGCUUCAGUGGAUACUUGUAUUGCUUUACAACCAAUGAGUUCUAAUACAGAACCAUGUAUGCUGAAUAUUAAAGUAUCAAAUUGUCAAAAGAUAGCACGCAUUGCUAUUAUUUCUGAAGGUAACGUCCUAGAAAUCUUCAAACAAUUUGGAGAAUAUGAAACAACGAUACACGCUGAAUUCAUAGAUGAAUAUGAGGAAAAUAUAGUUUUCCUUGGCGAAACUAUGAUACAUCCUCCUACUACAGAAGUUAGUAUUAAGUUUAUUAGAACAAAAAAUAAAGGCCCUCUUAUGUGGAUAUAUGGUAUAAGAUUGUUUUUGACAGACUCUACAAAAGAGGCAAAAUCUAGUGCCUUUGACUAUGAUAUCAUACAAACUUUUCUCAGUAACGCUAGCAAUGGCAAAAUGAGUCAAAAGUCUGAGAUGGCAAAGAGAGUUGACGAUAAACAGGAAAGUAUGAGAAAAUAUAGAGAGAAACUUUUGGAGACAUUUGCAGGCUCAAAAUAUGACGAAUAUAUAAAUAAAAUUGAAAGAAGCGAUAAUAAAAAACAAUUUUUAAAUUGUGGAGAUAAUUAUGAGCAGUCAAAUGCCACCGAAUGUAAAAAUAGAAUUGAAAGAAGAAAUAGUAAAACGGAAUAUCCAAAUUGUGGAGAGAAUUAUGAAAAAUCAGAUAUCAAAACCUGUAUUGAUAAUAAGACAGAAUUUAUAAAAGAGACAAAAUCCAGUAUUGUCAAUGAUAAAGAUUUUAUUCAAACAUUUCUCAGUAAUAUAUUUCUCGGUAAAAUGAGUCAACCUAUGUUUGAAUUUUACGAUAACCGCGAUAAUAAUAAAAUUAUGAAUAACGAGCAGUUUAAACAGAAAAUUUUGGAAACUCUUACAUCAGACUCGGAUCAUUUCAAAUGGAAAAAUGAAAUUUCAAAAAGAGAGAAUGGAAAAGAAUGUCGAAAUUGCGAGGCUGAUCAUGAACAAUUGAAUUCUUUUGAAUGUAAAAAUGGAAAUAUAAGAAAUAGCGACGAAAGUUGUAUAAACCGAGAAGAUAAUAAGAAAUCCGAUAUAGAUAUUAGAAUCUAUAUCGAGAAUAAAUUCCAUGAUAUGGAAAAGAGAUUGAUAGAAAGAAUAGAAGAGAUGGAAGCGAGUACCAAUCAGAAACUGGAUGCUAUUUUGGAAAGACUUGAAUCACGACUGAAUGUACAGUAAAUGUAUUUUUUAGUUAUUAAUUUCUUAUUUUAAGAGUAAUAUAUUCUUUAUUAUAAUAUAGGGGAGCAUGGAUCUAUGUGGUAGCAUUUGAUACAAUUUAUUUCCGAAUAUUUUGAAAGUAAAUAGAGAUUGAAUUAAAACACGUUGCAGUCAAUCAAUGCAACAAUCGAUUUCAAUAAAUUUUUUUUACAUUUAAUAAAAGAAAAAAUUUAAGUUAUCAGAUAUUUAGUAACUUAAGAAUGUAAAUAGUAAAUAAUUUGUUGAAUAUAUUUUUUUGCUUUUGUGUUAAUCAAAAGAUCUGGCUCAUUUUAACAAAAAUAAAGUUCCUUUUAUUAUUUUUAUGUAAUCUUAGAAUAAAUUUGUAUUCAUUUAUCAUGUAUGAUAUUUUCAAAUUUUGUAUCAAAAUCACAUACAAAAAAUUGCACAUUUUUAAAUUUAUAUUUAAAUAAUUUUUAAUUCACUUAAAUUUAAUAUAUUUUAAUCCUAGCUAUACUUUUUUUUUUCUUUAAUAUAUAUACAUACUUGGAUUUUUAUCUAUAUUUGUUACAUAACUUCUUUGUUAUUUGUUUAUCUAUAUUUGUUACAUAACUUCUGCAAAAAAGGAUAUUUCAAUUAAUUUUUUUUUUAAUCAAUGGAGAAUUAAUUAAGGAAUAAGUCCAUGAUGUGUAAAAAUCGAUACAAUUAAGUAAUUUCAAGAUAUAUAUAGAUUCAAAGAAAAAG